AUGCUCACCUCAGUAACCAGGGCUGCUAGCGCUCGACGAGCCGUCGCCGCCGCUUCCCGGCUCGCCUGCCGCAAUGGCGUCCAGAUGAGAACCUUCAUCGCCCCGACCGUUUCCCGAAGAGCCGACUUCGUCCAGGAGCUCUACCUCAAGGAGCUCAAGGCCUACAAGGCCCCUCCCGUCAAGGACUCCGACGCCACCGGCCAGGUCGCGACCUUCUCCGUGCCGAAGACCCCCAAGUCGCCCGAGGAGGCGGACCUGGCCUCCUCGCUGAAGGAGUACGAGAGCAUGGCUGUCGAGGUCGAGGGCCAGGAGGGCGCCGCCGCCGGUGCGGCCCCGGCCGUCGUCGAGGACUGGCUGGUCGAGGAGGAGGAGGAUGACCACGCCCACGGCCACUAA
Molecule: messenger RNA, 396 nt
Organism: Phaeoacremonium minimum UCRPA7
Lineage: Eukaryota; Fungi; Ascomycota; Sordariomycetes; Togniniales; Togniniaceae
Product: putative atp synthase h chain protein
Exons: 3
Coding region: 1-396 (131 amino acids)
Biological process (GO): proton motive force-driven ATP synthesis
Source: RefSeq, a predicted model, not a curated record